Salarias fasciatus (jewelled blenny) is the source of this 3051-nucleotide messenger RNA. It is a transcript of the gene gripap1, whose product is annotated as GRIP1 associated protein 1. Bases 90 to 2816 code for a protein of 908 amino acids. The record is from RefSeq and is a predicted model, not a curated record. The transcript has 28 exons. Gene Ontology annotation, biological process: neurotransmitter receptor transport, endosome to postsynaptic membrane; regulation of modification of synaptic structure; regulation of neurotransmitter receptor transport, endosome to postsynaptic membrane. Gene Ontology annotation, cellular component: glutamatergic synapse; extrinsic component of postsynaptic early endosome membrane; postsynaptic recycling endosome. NCBI's taxonomy places the organism in Eukaryota, Metazoa, Chordata, Actinopteri, Blenniiformes, Blenniidae.
CGGUGGGAGUGAGCGCUCUGUCUGCCUGCUGCUCUCCGCUGCCCACCGUCUUCUCCGCCAGCUGCUAGCCUGCUAGCUGGCAGGUAAACAUGGCCAUGUCGCAGGCUCUGUCCGAGGAGGAGUUCCACCGCAUGCAGGCUCAGCUGUUGGAGUUGAGGACUCAGAACUAUCAGCUGUCUGAUGAUCUCAGGAAGAACUCAGCAGAGCUGAACACCGUCCGUCAGAAGAAUGUGGGUCUGGAGAGAGAUUUCCUCAAACUGCAGAAGGCUCUCAACAAGAGCAAGAAGGCUCAGGAGGUGGAGGCCCUGCUGAGUGAGACCGAGAUGCUGCAGGGGAAGCUGCACAGUCAGGAGGAAGACUUCAGGCUGCAGAACAGCACGCUGAUGACCGAACUGUCCAAGCUGUGCACGCAGAUCGAGCAGCUGGAGCAGGAGAACAAGGGUUUAAAGGAAGAGGGCGGGGCCUCUGUGUCUGGACCCCCUGCUAGCCCCGCCUCCAAUGCCGUAGACGGAGAGCUGCUCCGCCUCCAGGCGGAAAACUCCGCCCUGCAGAAGAAAAUGAAAGGUGUGCCAUCGCCAUCGCUGCGUUUUUACGAAAAGUGUUGGUGUGUCUGUGAGACAGGUGUGUUUUUCCCUGCAGCCCUCCAGGCCGCUCAGGGUGUUGCCACGGAGACAGACGGAGGGGCGGAGCCAGGAGCUGAGGGAACCAAUGAGAGACUGGAACAGACGGACGCCGAGCAGCAGCAGCAGACACACAAACAGCUGCACGGCCCGUCAGAGACGAGCGUAGAGAAGAUUGUAGCUAAGCAGGCAGCGAUAGGCUGGUCGGCUGCUCUCUGUCCAAUAACUCCCUGCUUUGGACCAGAGCUGGAGAUCAACCUGAACACCGAGCAGGAGGAGAAGAGGCUGCUGAGGGAGCAGGUCCACCAGCUGGAGACAUCCAAACAGGCGGAGCUGAGUAAACUGCAGGAGGAGCUCUCCAAGCUCAGUGAGAAGUUGAAGAAGAAACAGGAGAGCUUUCAGCGUCUGCAGACAGAAAAAGAAGCUCUGUACAACGACAGCAGGACAAAAAUUGAUGAGAUAAAUCAGAGGAAAGACGAGGAGGUGAAGACGGUCAACGUCCGCCUCCAGAAGCUGCAGUCAGACCUGCUGGCAGCCAAUCAGGUCGCAGCAGAGCUGAGGGAACAGCUCCAAAGUAAAGACAAAGAGCACCAGCUGGCUCUGCACACGCUCAAAGACCAGGCAGCCAAUCAGAGCGCAGUCAGUCAGGAGCAGGUGGACAACAUCCUGCAGGAGAACGAUGCUCUGAGGACAAACCUAGCAGCUCUAGAACAGAUCCAGACGGUGAAGACUCAGGAGAUGAACCUGCUGAGGGAGCAGCAGGAGGCGCUGACGGCCGAGCUGCAGCAGAGGCGAGCCGAGCAGGAGAGUCUGCUGGCCCAGAGGGACGACCUGGACUCCCAGCUGCAGGAGUCGAGUUUUGCAAACAGGAAGUUGUUGGAGCAGCUGACAGAGGAAGGACAAGAGAAAGAAAAACUCCUGAGAGAGCUGGACGAGGCCAAGAAGACUGCAGAGAAGAGGAAGUCCAUGCUGGACGACAUGGCGAUGCAGAUGAACCAGGAGAAAGUCGACCACAAGGAGGCGCUGUCAGACCUGCGACUGCAGCAUGAGAAGGAGGUUCUCGCCGUCAGAGCUCGCUACGAGAAGGAGCUGCGAGGACUCCACGAAGACAAGAACCGCUCGGAGGAGGAAAUCCGACAGCAGCUCAGGGAGGAAAAGGCUCGAACCAAGGACCUGGAGCUGGUGCAGCAGCGGGUGGAGGAGCUGCAGGCUCAGGUCCAGUCCAUGGAGGGAACCAAAGGAUGGUUCGAGAGGCGCCUGAAGGAGGCCGAGGAGAACAUCGAGAACAACUCCCUGCAGCAUCAGGAACAAGUGCAGCAGCUGCAGAAAGAACACGCACUUCAACUGCAGGAGAAGCAGCGGGAGACGGAGGCGGUGCGGGCGGAGCUGGUGGAGGCGGAGCAGCAGAGCGAGCAGCACAGAGAGGCCAUCGACAAGCUCAAACAGGAGAUCAAAGACACGGUGGACGGUCAGAGGAUCCUGGAGAAGAAAGGCAGCGCUGCGCUGAAGGACUUGAAACGGCAGCUGCAGCUGGAGAGGAAACGAGCCGACAAACUUCAGGAGCGGCUCCAGGAGAUUCUGACCAACAGUAAAACCAGAACAGGUCUGGAGGAGUUGGUUCUGUCCGAGAUCAACAGCCCGAGUCGCACCCAGCAGACCGGAGACUCCUCCUCCGUCUCCUCCUUCUCCUACAAAGACAUGAUGAAGGAGCCGCAGCCAUCCAAUCAGAACAAGUCGGGGGGAGGCAGCCCGCAGUCGCAGCGGCCGGCGGAGCUGUCGGACGACGAGGUGGGGGAGCUGUUCCAGCGGCUGGCGGAGGUGCAGCAGGAGAAGUGGAUGCUGGAGGAGAAGGUGAAACAUCUGGAGGUGAGCUGCUCCUCCAUGGCCGAGGACAUCUGCAGGAAGAGCGCCAUCAUCGAGACCUACGUCAUGGAGAGCCGUCGAGACGUGUCGGGCGGCGGCCUCGGGGGUCACGGAGGCUCACAGGGCGAGCGCGGAGGUCUGGGUUCGGUCCUCAGAGAUCUGGUGAAGCCCGGAGACGAGAACCUGAGAGAGAUGAACAAGAAGCUGCAGAACAUGCUGGAGGAGCAGCUCACCAAGAACAUGCACCUGCAGAAGGACCUGGAGGUUUUGUCCCAGGAAUUAGUCCGUCUCAGUAAAGAGAGCCCUGGAGGCAGCACGGCUGGUUCGGGAUGAGGCUACGGCCUGGAUGUGACCUUGUGACCUCUCUGUUCCCUCCUCUGUACCAUCGUCCACCUCAGCUGGAAGGCAUGGGCCCGGCUCUGGCUAACACCUGGAACCAUCCUCGCCUCUCCCCGCCUCGUGCUCACACCGUCAGCCCUGCGGCCGGCUCCAGUUCCACCUCCUCCUCCUCCUCCUCCUCCUCCUCCUCCUCCACCUCCUCCUCCUCCUCCUCCUCCACCUCCUCCUC